This is a messenger RNA of Pieris macdunnoughi, 879 nucleotides long. NCBI's taxonomy places the organism in Eukaryota, Metazoa, Arthropoda, Insecta, Lepidoptera, Pieridae. The record is from the annotation of a GenBank genome assembly.
AUGUGUGAAACCAGGAGGUCUGAAAGUUGUGAUAGUGAGAAGAAAUAUGACUUGGUGCCACCGGAAGGCGGCUGGGGCUAUGCAAUUUGUAUUGGGCUUUCUGUUAUAUUUAUAGCUGGUACAGCUCAUCAGCCAGUGUUCGGGUUUAUAUACAAUGAUUUUUUAGACGACUUAGGCGUUGGAACCGGAGCUGUCACUGUAGUAUAUGGAGUGUUUCAAGUUACACUCGCAAUCGCUGGUUUUUCAGCUAAUAUAGCGCUUAAAAAAUUAUCAUUAAGACAAGUCGGACUGAUUGGAGCAUUUAUAUACACGUUAGCAUCGUUUCUAGCAAUAUUUGUGGUUUCCACAACGCAAUUAAUUAUAACAAAUGGAUUCCUUCAAGGUCUUGGCAUGGGCCUGCUCAUUCCGGUAGCAUAUACGAGCUUUAACAGUUACUUUACAAGGAAAAAAGUGCUUUAUUUAAGUCUCUGUAAGGCCUCAAUUGGAUUUAUAACAAUGUUGUAUCCACUAUUUAUGAAAAUGACUAUAACAGAAUAUGGGUUUCGAGGCACGUUAGCCAUAUUAUGCGCGAUAUCGGCGCACAGUAUUCUAGGAGCUUUAGUGAUGCAUCCGGUACAAUGGCAUAUGGUUAAACAAACUAAGUCUUGUGAACAAAUUGUUUUGAUCCCACCGACGCCUGCCAUCGGAAACGACAAAGGCUUUGACUUCACAAAAAAUGUUAAUGAGAGCGAAGAUUCCAGAUCUGUUGGGAAUUUGUAUAUAAAACGAGACUUGGAAGACCCUCACAAAGGAUCGGGUCUCCUUUUUUAUCCCAAAAUUAACCAACUCAAGGAGAUUAAGCAUUCCAGUUGUUUUGAUACCUGCAGAUGGCAAGACUGA